AUGCUUUUAUCACACUCAUCUCUUUUGACGACGAUAUUUCUGCAAAUACACGCCUUGACAGUCACGGCACUUCCAAGUUCCUCUAACGAAACAUCUUCAAAUGCGACUAUCAGGGUCGAUUUUGGUAGAAUCCCAGAUAAUAUUACCAGAUAUAUCCAUUCUACUCCCGAGUACGAAUAUCUUGAAACUUCGCGUGCCACCAAACGAGACUUGUAUCAGCUCCUUCUUCAAGAAGAAGCAGGUGACGAACUGAAGUUUGUUUCAUCACCGGAUGAAAUAGAGCCAACAGAGGAAUAUUAUGCCAACGCGGGUUAUGCUUUUCUGAGUGGUGCUGGCUCAGGCGUGACUGUAUAUGUCCACGAUAGCGGGAUAAAUCUUCAACAUGCCGAGUUUACAUUAGCAUCACCUCCAGAUGUACAAAAGGGAACUAUUGAAUGGCUAUACCCUGAUUUUGACCUUGAGUCUAUUCCAUGGGGAAGCUGGAUCACAGAGCCAACACAUGAUCCUAUCGGGCAUGGCACGUGUGUUGCAGACAAGAUUGUGGGUCAAAUGUUUGGCGUGGCUAAAGGUGCCAGUCUCAAGAUGGUCCCUGUCGUAAGUAUAAGUUCUGACUUUUGGCUGCAAGCUGGCCUAAGAACUAUUAUCAAGGACAUCAAAAAGGAGAGAGAAAAGGACCCCAACUUUAUGGCAGUAGUUAAUUUCAGCUAUGUGCUUACGGGGCCUUUUUCAACACUGGUACAAUCGGAUUACUAUGAUCUUUUUAAAGAGAUCCACGACCUGGAUGUUGUUAUGGUAGCAGCAGCCGGGAAUUGGAGACCAGGAAUGAGUAAGCAAGUGACAGACUACCCAGCUGCUCUGGUGGGAUCUCUUCAGAAUAUGAUUGUGGUUGGGUCAGUCGAUGUCCAUGGUCACGUAUCAGACUUUUCGAAGACUGGAGAUCUUGUCUCGGUUUAUGCACCUGGGGAACGUUACUCAAAAGAAGAAGGUAUUGAGUGUGCCGCAGGCAGUACUACAAGCUCAAAUGAGGAAGACAUCCAGUAUGGUGUGGUUAAGCAAGAAGGCACUUCCCUUGCUGCACCUAUUGUUUCCGGACUUGCCGCGUACUGGUUGUCGAUAGAUUCAAGUUUGAGAAGAGGGAAUACUGUUUCGCAGAAAGUGAAAGCCAGGAUUGUGGAUUUAGCUUGGAGCCGUCAAGGUCUCGAUAUAAAUAUACCUGCUAUUUGGAAUGGCCAGGAUGGAUCGGGAUGCUAG
Messenger RNA from Penicillium taxi, 1251 nucleotides. RefSeq lists its product as uncharacterized. The record is from RefSeq and is a predicted model, not a curated record. Gene Ontology annotation, molecular function: serine-type endopeptidase activity. The coding region runs from base 1 to 1251 and encodes 416 amino acids. Lineage: Eukaryota; Fungi; Ascomycota; Eurotiomycetes; Eurotiales; Aspergillaceae. Gene Ontology annotation, biological process: proteolysis. The transcript has a single exon.